CACCGGUUUAUCAUCACGGUCACAGUCCCAAAAAACCCUAAAUUACCUCGUUUUGCACCGGGUCUCUUUUAACUCCAAAAAGAGGAGAACAGAACACACAUCAAAGCAUUUGAAGAGGCCGACGCAGUGAAUGCACUGCAGCGGUGCAGCCAUGCGUCGAGGGGGGCGGAGCCAGAUGUCGGGAGGAGAGGAGGAGACGUCAUGUUGAGGAAGUAAUAGCGCUCUCUUCCAGGCGAGAAAGAAAACGCAUUUUGGAACAAAUAGUCUGACAGACAUCAACAACACGGAAUGGCCUCUGCUAACACGUCCUGGUCAGAAGAGAACUUUUCAUGUUCCAUCUGUCUGGAUGUGUUCAACAAUCCAGUCACCACUGCAUGUGGACACAACUUCUGCAGAACCUGUAUUACAAAGUUCUGGGAUGAACAAGUCAAGUACAAAUGUCCUGUCUGCGUGAAGGUUUUCGACACAAAACCUGAUCUACAGGUCAAUCUCCUCUUAUCAGACAUGGCUUCUCAGUUUAGAACCUCCGUACGAGUAAAAGAGCAGCCUUGUGUUGAACCAGCUGACGUUCCAUGUGACUUCUGUACUGGGACCCAGCUGAAGGCCGUGAAGUCCUGCCGAGGUGGUCUUAUCUCUUACUGCCAAACCCACCUGGAGCCACAUCAGAGAAUAGCAGGCCUGAAGAAACAUCGGCUGGUCGAGCCUAUGGACCGUCUGGAAGACAGGAUGUGUAAGAUACACAAUCAACUACUGGAGCUCUUCUGCAAGACUGAUCAGGUGUGUGUGUGUCAGUCCUGCACAGAGACAGACCACAAGUCCCAUCCUGUUGUACCUCUAAAGGAGGAAUAUGAAGUGAAGACGGCCCAGCUGGGGAAGAUGGAGGCUGAUGUUCCGCAGAUGAUCCAGGAGAGAAAACUAAGGAUUAAGAAGCUAAAAGACACAGUAGAAAUGAGCAAGAAAGUUGCAGACAGAGAGCUAGCUGAUGGUGUGCAGGUCCACACUGCUCUGAUGGGCUGUGUUGAGAAGUGCCGGGAUGAAUUCAACCAAACGGUUAUAGAGAGACUGAAAUCCACAGUGAAACGAGUUGAAGACCUCAUCAAAGAGCUGGAGCAGGAAAUAGAAGAUCUGACCAAUAGAGGCUCAGGGGUGAAGCAGCUCUCACACACUGAAGACCACCUCCACUUCCUCCAGGACCUCAGAUCCCUGAAGGAUCCUCCACCCACCAGGGACUGGACCCACGGUGGAGGUCCGUCCUCCGUCAUACGUAGGGACCUUGAGGAGAUCCCUGGAUCAGCUGGAGGACACUGAACAUGGAGACGGAGAAGAUGCGUGAUGCUGAACUGAAGAGGGUCCAGCAGUAUGAAGUAGAUGUGACUCUGGAUCCUGAUACAGCUUAUCCCUGGCUCACCCUCUCUGAGGAUGGGAAACAAGCAAAAAUUGGAAGUGCGAAGGAACUCCCAGACAACCCUAAGAGAUUUACUGAAUAUACAUAUGUUCUUACGAGGCAGAGCAGGGAGAUUUUACUUUGAGGUCCAGGUUAAAGACAACAAUAACUGGCGUUUAGGAGUGGCCAGAGAGUCCAUCAACAGAAAAGGCAAGAUCACAGUAAACCCUGUGAAGUCUUACUGGAUUCUUUACUACAACUAUAAAGGGUUGUUUGCUAGCCCUGCUGUCCGUCUCCCUCUGAGAGCUAAGCUCCAGAAGGUGGGGGUGUUUGUUGAUUAUGAUGAGGGUCUGGUCUCCUUCUAUGAUGUUAAAGCCAGGGUUCAUAUCUACUCUGCUACUGGCUGCAGCUUUACUGAGCCUCUCUAUCCAUUCCUCGGUGGCCACUCUGCCUCCCUGAUCAUCUCACCUGUCAAUCAAACAGACUAGGACCUUUUGUUUGAUAAUCAAAUAAUCAGACGACUCAAACAACUAAGGUUGUUUCCUGAAUUAGAAUCUGUACCAUGUGAGAUCUGAGAGAACUGCAUUGAUGUUGUACUGUUGUCAUUUAACGAGGAUAAGUUCUUUAAGAAUCUAACCCCAGUUGUUGAAUGUAACCAAUUAUAAAGGGUUAGAUUACACUCUAUCGUCUGUUUUCCUCUGAUUUUUUUUAUAUGUUUAAGGCUAUUGUUAACAGUUGCAGUUAUGUGUAACAUUU
Messenger RNA from Gadus chalcogrammus (walleye pollock), 2140 nucleotides. RefSeq names its product E3 ubiquitin-protein ligase TRIM47-like. The record is from RefSeq and is a predicted model, not a curated record. The coding region runs from base 289 to 1308 and encodes 339 amino acids. Gene Ontology annotation, molecular function: zinc ion binding. The transcript is spliced from 2 exons. NCBI's taxonomy places the organism in Eukaryota, Metazoa, Chordata, Actinopteri, Gadiformes, Gadidae.